AUGGCUGCAACAAGGGCCAACGAGUUUCUGGAUGCAUCCGACAGCGAAGACGAACGCUUGAAUGGAUACGAGUCGGAUGAUGAAGUAAAGAAAGGCGGCCGCGGUCCCAAACGACGAAAGAUUAGCAGCGACGACGAGGAAGACGACGAUGCUGAAGCUAGCGACAAGGAGCAAGAUGCCAGUGACAGAGAUGAGGGGGAGCUAGAAUCGGCCAAACAAGAUGAAGAAGACGACGAGAUUGGCGCCGAUAGCGGCAAGAAGAAGGCCAAAAAGCUAAAGACCAAAGAUUUGCCUGGUGUCGCCCGACCCUUGACAAAGAAGAACCUAGUCGCGACAGAGGAAGCCAUCAAAAAAUCUGGCGUGGUCUACAUUUCACGGGUGCCGCCAUUCAUGAAGCCUAAUAAACUACGUUCCCUCCUUGCUCCAUACGGAGAAAUCAACAGGAUAUUCCUCGCCCCCGAAGAUCCAGUCGCACGAGCACGGCGCGUCAAAGGAGGCGGCAACAAGAAAAAGACUUUUACCGAGGGCUGGGUCGAGUUUAUCAAGAAGAAGGAUGCAAAGGCUGUGUGCGAGCUUCUAAACGCACGGCCAAUCGGUGGAAAGAAAGGAAGCUACUACCACGACGAUAUAUGGAACCUGUUGUAUCUCAAUGGUUUCAAGUGGCACAACCUGACGGAGCAGAUUGCCGCCGAGGAUGCUGAGAGGUCGAGCCGCAUGAGGGCGGAAAUCAGCAAGACGACGCGGGAGAACAAGCUGUUUGUCCGCAAUGUGGAGAGAGCAAAGAUGCUGGACGGCAUGGAGGCAAAGGCAAAGGCGAAGAAGAGGAAGGCGAGCGACGCAGCGGACAAUGAGGAACCAAGGGAGAGCGUGCGGACGUUUAAGCAGAUUUCCAAGAUCAACAAGGGCGGAGAUACCAGCGAGCAACCAGAGCGAGUGAGCAGAGUGUUGAGCAAGAUUUUUUAG
Trichoderma aggressivum f. europaeum is the source of this 963-nucleotide messenger RNA. RefSeq lists its product as uncharacterized. The record is from RefSeq and is a predicted model, not a curated record. Gene Ontology annotation, molecular function: RNA binding. Lineage: Eukaryota; Fungi; Ascomycota; Sordariomycetes; Hypocreales; Hypocreaceae. Bases 1 to 963 code for a protein of 320 amino acids. The transcript has a single exon. Gene Ontology annotation, cellular component: nucleolus. Gene Ontology annotation, biological process: endonucleolytic cleavage in ITS1 to separate SSU-rRNA from 5.8S rRNA and LSU-rRNA from tricistronic rRNA transcript (SSU-rRNA, 5.8S rRNA, LSU-rRNA); endonucleolytic cleavage to generate mature 5'-end of SSU-rRNA from (SSU-rRNA, 5.8S rRNA, LSU-rRNA); small-subunit processome assembly.